CAUCAAUUCAACAACUUUUUUGAUGUUCCAACAAUAAUCGUCGCAGUCAUGGAGUUCGAUACUAAAACGCCUCUCUACCAGACAUCUGACAAGACAUCUUUCGCGUACAUUUCGGCGCGCGAUCGCUGGCCUAUUAUUCUUACAGGUGCCAUUGACGACUUGCACAAGGCCAUUGGCAAGACCGACGACGCUGAGAAGCAGACCGAGGGCAAGAGCAUUGUUUCCGAGCUCGCCAAGCUGAAGUAUGAGUUACAACACGACCGCCAACUUACCCCCCUCGCCGAUGACGGACAAGGUGACAUCGAAAGCUACAAUAAGGAGCUCGAACAACUCGGCAACCCAAAAUGGUUCGACGUACCCUGGCUCUUCUCAGAAUGCUAUCUCUAUCGCCGCAUGAGCACCCUCUUCAAACUCUCCACCCACUGGAAAAACUACGACGUCUUUAACAAGCAGAAAAUGUCCACUUUCCGCUCUUCCCGCCCUGCUGUCUUGGAGCUCGCAAACCGAUACAAUGAACUCAGCAAACAGCUCAACAGCAAGAAGAGUUCUCCACAGUCAGAGGAUGAACAAAUGGCUGCUGAGAAAGUGCUGUUCACGGAGAUGUGUGAGAUUUGUCUCUGGGGCAAUGCUACCGAUCUCUCUCUUCUUACCAACUUGACCUAUGAAGAUAUUCAAAAACUUCAAGGGUCAAAGGCGAGAAAGGCGGCAGAGAAGAAUAUCAUCGCCAAUGACUUUGAAGCUACCUUCGAGCUUCUUCACGCUGCUAAGAAGGCAGGCACAAAAGAUCGCCGUGUGGACAUCGUGCUGGACAAUGCUGGCUUUGAGCUUUUCGUCGAUGUCAUUCUGGCCGGAUACUUGCUUCAAGCUGAUCUCGCCACUUCUGUGGUGCUGCAUCCCAAGAACAUUCCUUGGUUUGUUUCUGAUGUUGUUCCCAAGGAUUUCUCAGAUCUUCUUACCGUUUUGGUAAAUGCAAAGAGCUUUUACGAGUCGCCUUCUGAAGACGAUGAAGCCAAAGGCGUCACACCCCAAAAGCUUUCAGAGCAGGAAUCGUCAGAUUUGUCAUUGCUGUUCCAGAACUGGAGUGAGCUGUAUGCAGAGGGCAAGAUUGUACUUAGACCCAACCGUUUCUGGACCGAGGGAGGAAGUUAUUGGAGACUUCCUGGUACUGCUGGAGCUCUGUUUGAGGACUUGAAGAGUUCAGAGUUGGUCAUCUUCAAGGGUGAUUUGAAUUACCGCAAGUUGACUGGUGAUGCUGCUUGGGAUCCCACAACCCCCUUCACCCAAGCCAUUGGACCUCUAGGCCCUGGCUCUGGUAUGCGUACACUGGCUCUUCGCACCUGCAAGGCCGACGUCGUUGUCGGCCUCAAGCAAGGCGAAGACGAACGUCUUCGUGAGAUGGAAGGUGGCGGUGGUGACAGCGGUGCUCGUAAGUGGGCCUGGAGUGGCAAGUGGGCUGUCGUCCAGCUCUGCGACGGCAAGAAAUAGUUCGAAAACCAGCAAUGGCCGUA
This is a messenger RNA of Aureobasidium subglaciale EXF-2481, 1508 nucleotides long. RefSeq lists its product as uncharacterized. Gene Ontology annotation, molecular function: phosphatase activity. Gene Ontology annotation, cellular component: nucleus; cytoplasm. The transcript is spliced from 5 exons. Lineage: Eukaryota; Fungi; Ascomycota; Dothideomycetes; Dothideales; Saccotheciaceae. Gene Ontology annotation, biological process: DNA damage response. The record is from RefSeq and is a predicted model, not a curated record. The coding region runs from base 49 to 1485 and encodes 478 amino acids.